UGAAACAGCAUUUCGCCUGGGACUGGCACCACUUGGCCCGAUUCUGGUUCCGAUCGGGGCUCAGUUUCACACUUGGAGUCGAGCGGAUCGCAGCCCAUCAAUGACGACCACCAGUGGACGCGGCACCAUGCCCACCAUCGAGCACAAGCUAAACAUCACCGAGGAGGAGGUUCCGGAGCACAUCCGCCGACUUGCCCAGGAGCAGGGCGAGUGUCCCAGUUCCAAGGACAAGGUCAUCGAACAAUUCCGUAACUACAUACUAGAACACAAUGAAUGCCAGCCACACAGAAGUGAUGCGAAGUACCUGGAGAAGUUCCUAAGGGCCCGCUACUGGAAAAUCGAGACCAGUUACAAAUUGCUCUGCAGCUACUACAAGUUUCGGGAGCAGAACAAAAGCUUUUAUGAGAAGGUUCGUCCUCUGGACCUGAGACACGUUGGGCAAUCGGACAUCCUGACAGUGACUCCCUAUCGGGAUCAACAUGGCCACAGGAUACUCAUCUACCGCUUCGGACUGUGGCGACCCAAUCGAGUAACCGUCGACGAUAUAUUCCGCGCCACCAUUGUCCUGCAGGAACUGGGCAGCCUGGAACCCAUCUCACAGAUUGUCGGAGGAGUGGGAAUAUUCGAUCUGAAGGACCUGGGCUUGGAACACAUACUCCACCUGAGUCCCAGCGUGGCUCAGAAGAUGAUUGCUCUGCUAGUGACCUCCAUGCCCAUUAGAACAUCCGCCCUUCAUAUUGUAAACCAGAAUUGGCUCUUCAACGCGGCAUUCAAGAUAUUUAAACCUUUCCUCAACGCCGCCAUGCGAGAAAAGCUAUACAUCCAUGGCAGUGACAUGACUUCCCUGCACAAACACAUCAACCCAGAGCAUCUUCCCAAGCGCUAUGGUGGCUUGCACGAGGACUACUCUUAUACGCUCUGGUUGGAUAUGCUGAAGGAGCAGUGUUCGGGCAAUAGUGUCCAAAAGGAUAUGGAGCAACUGGGAUUCAUCUUUGACUAGGCUUCAUGCCUUGAUUAAAGUGAUAUGUUUUGUUCCACUACGCAUUAAGGGGGAAGAAGAAUAACUUACUUGUAUUUUUGUAUUACUUAAAUGUUAUGUAAUGAUACCAUAAUCAAUUGAAGCAAAGUAGGUGAUAUUUUAAAAAUUAAAGAAUUUCGAAAAUGA
Drosophila sechellia is the source of this 1165-nucleotide messenger RNA. RefSeq names its product alpha-tocopherol transfer protein. Gene Ontology annotation, cellular component: membrane. The record is from RefSeq and is a predicted model, not a curated record. The transcript is spliced from 6 exons. Bases 101 to 1000 code for a protein of 299 amino acids. Lineage: Eukaryota; Metazoa; Arthropoda; Insecta; Diptera; Drosophilidae. Gene Ontology annotation, molecular function: phosphatidylinositol bisphosphate binding.